Molecule: messenger RNA, 974 nt
Organism: Momordica charantia (bitter melon)
Lineage: Eukaryota; Viridiplantae; Streptophyta; Magnoliopsida; Cucurbitales; Cucurbitaceae
Product: vacuole protein
Source: RefSeq, a predicted model, not a curated record
GAGUGUGAAAGCUUCAUCGGUUCAUACCCAAUCGGUAAGCGGAGGAACAGAACGGAACACAGAGAGAGAUUGGAGCCGAACGCACGAAAGGGAAUUUUCUUGGCGGUGAAGAAAUCGAGAAGAUGCCCAAAGAUGGAGAGGAAGAAGUCGCCGGAAUAACGCCGGUGCCGGCAGCGUCGUCGUCGUCGUCGUCGUCUUCUCACACCACCCGACAUGGAAGGAGGGUUGAUCCUCUGCUGGUUACUUGCAGGUUUUUCAGUGUUUUAACUGCUCUAACUGCCAUUCUCUGUAUCGUUGUCAAUGUUAUCUCUGCCGUUCGAUCUUUCAAGGACAAAGCCGACAUUUUCGAUGGUAUAUUUCGGUGUUAUGCGGUUUUGAUUGCAUCCUUCGUGGUUCUUGCUGAGACGGAAUGGGAAUUUAUUAUCAAGUUCUGGAAGGUAUUGGAAUAUUGGGCUGGCCGGGGCAUGUUGCAAAUCUUUGUUGCAGUCAUGACAAGAGCUUUCCCUGCGUAUUCUGAAGACCAAAGGGAGCUUAUUAUUCUUCAAGACGUUGCAAGUUAUCUGCUCCUCGGUUGUGGUGCAGUCUAUGUUGCAUCGGGAAUACUAUGCCUUGGGUUUCUCAAACGUGCUCGUGAAGAGAAAGAGACUGCAAAGGAGAGGACUGUCAAAGAUCUUCAGGAGUUAGAAAGACAAAAACAAGAACUUGAACGGCGGUUGCUCAUUGCAGAAAGUGUUUGAAAUAAUUUUAAGACAUCCCCAUGCGACAGGGGAUCAUCACCUGUUUCUCAUAGCUGAGAUUGUACGAGCAUUUUCGCUGCUUCCUUUUUUAUUCUACUAUAACUGCUCCCUUCUGGAGUUCUAAUCAUGUAAAUUGUGGCUAACUUGACCAUUUUCUCUGUAUUCAUCAUGUAAAUUCUGCGUCUGGACAAUUUGUCUCACUAUGUUAACAAGAGAGAUCAUUUAUUGGGACAACAA